AUGAAAGAGUACUGGACUUCCUUGGCCUCCCUUCUGGGAGUGUUGGCCUUCUGCCAGAGCCUCCUCCAGACCGUGUUCCCGCCGGAGCUCCGGUUCGCUUUCCUGAAACUAGCCAGCAAAAUCUUCCACUGGUUCUCCUCUUACUACUACUUCGACAUCACCGAGAUCGACGGCGUCAACACCAACGAGCUCUACAACGCCGUCCAGCUCUACCUCAGCGCCACCGUCUCCGUCACCGGCACACGCCUCAGCCUCACGCGCGCCCUCAACUCCUCCGCCAUCACCUUCGGCCUCUCUAACAACGACUGCAUGGUCGACACCUUCAACGGCGUCACCGUCCUCUGGGAACAUGUCGUCACCCAGCGACAGUCUCAGACCUUCUCCUGGCGCCCAUUGCCCGAAGAGAAGCGAGGCUUCACUUUAAGGAUCAAGAAGAAAGACAAGUUCUUGAUCCUCAACUCUUACUUGGACUUCAUCAUGGACAAGGCCAAUGACAUCCGCCGCAGGAACCAAGAUCGCCUUCUUUACACCAACUCACGAGGUGGGUCGUUGGAUUCCCGAGGCCAUCCCUGGGAAUCCGUGCCGUUCAAGCACCCGAGCACUUUCGACACUUUGGCUAUGGACCCGAAAGUGAAGAAAGAGAUCAUGGAGGAUUUGCAGGACUUCGCUAAUGGACAGAGCUUUUAUCAGAAGACCGGACGGGCCUGGAAAAGAGGGUAUCUUUUGUAUGGCCCACCCGGUACUGGAAAGUCCAGCAUGAUUGCAGCCAUGGCUAAUUUUCUUGGGUAUGAUAUCUAUGAUCUUGAGCUCACUGAGGUUCAUACCAACUCUGAGCUGAGGAAGUUGCUGAUGAAGACUAGUUCCAAGUCUGUUAUUGUCAUUGAGGAUAUAGAUUGCUCUAUCAAUCUGACUAACAGGAAGAAGAAUGGUGGUGGUGAUGCUAGUGGUGGUGCAGCUAUGAGGACUUAUUACAACUCGCCGGAAAUGAGAGGCGUUUCCGGGGAGGAAGGUGGUGGGAAUUCGAUUACGCUUUCCGGGUUGUUGAAUUUCACUGAUGGAUUGUGGUCAUGUUGUGGGAGUGAGAGGAUUUUCGUGUUUACGACGAAUCAUAUUGAGAAGUUAGACCCUGCAUUGCUGAGGAGUGGAAGGAUGGAUAUGCAUAUAUUCAUGAGUCACUGCUCAUUCCCGGCAUUGAAGAUACUGCUGAAGAAUUAUUUGGGAUUUGAGGAGGGUGAUUUGGAUGAGGAGAUUGCAAAAGAGUUUGAAGAGGUUUUGGACAAGGCGGGGAUGACUCCAGCGGAUGUGAGUGAAGCUUUGAUCAAGAACAGACGCGAUAAGGAUAAGGCGGUGAGGGAGUUGUUGGAGGUGUUGAAGGUGAAGGCUGAGAAGAACAAGAAGAGCAAUGCAGGUUCAGCUGAGGAGGAAGAAGAGGAGCAGGAGAAGAGGGCAUUGGAGAGUCCUAAAGUUGAAGGGUGUGGCUUUGAGGAGGAGGACAGCAGCUGCAAGAAAGGUGGUGAUGAGGAUCAGAAGCAAGAUGAUGAGAAAAUAGAAAAAUGAAGGAUCUUUGGGUUUGUUUAGUUUUAUUGUUUUUGUAUUUUGGUGAGGUGCAGGGAGA
Messenger RNA from Fragaria vesca subsp. vesca, 1615 nucleotides. Its product is annotated as probable mitochondrial chaperone BCS1-B-like. The transcript has a single exon. The record is from RefSeq and is a predicted model, not a curated record. Bases 1 to 1557 code for a protein of 518 amino acids. NCBI's taxonomy places the organism in Eukaryota, Viridiplantae, Streptophyta, Magnoliopsida, Rosales, Rosaceae. Gene Ontology annotation, molecular function: ATP hydrolysis activity; ATP binding.